Trypanosoma theileri is the source of this 1104-nucleotide messenger RNA. RefSeq lists its product as uncharacterized. The record is from RefSeq and is a predicted model, not a curated record. The transcript has a single exon. Bases 1 to 1104 code for a protein of 367 amino acids. Lineage: Eukaryota; Euglenozoa; Kinetoplastea; Trypanosomatida; Trypanosomatidae.
AUGUUCAGUCGGACGUUUCAGAGUGCCAUUCUAAAUGCAGAGGGUUAUAAUUUGCCGAAGGAAGAUGGCCAGAAAGAGCCACACAAGAUGACAUAUUGGUACUCCUAUAUUGAUCCAGCCCAUAGUAAAAAGGAACGCCCUGUUGUAGAUGUUUCUGCGCCUUAUAAUCCACUCGAUGAGACACACCAAGUACGUAAAUUAGGUGUACAGAAACUCGCACUUGGUUUUAUUUCCAUGAAUGGUUUGAUAGGAACCCGAGAGGAGGUGCCGUAUACGGACUCCUUGCACACUUACGAAUGUGUGAAAUAUUGGAUGAUUGGACUAAACGUUUGGUACCUUAACUGGUUUCUAGCCCGCGCGGCCAACUCCUACGGCCCUCUGGGAAAUCCACGUACGAAAUUUGCGUGGAGUAUAGUGCUGGCGAUGGGCGUACUGCGGGUGAACCUCGCCGGCCUUGUUGGCAUUGGCGGUUACUUCUACUCCUACGAGUGGCUCUACACACACGGCCCGUGGCCCUUCCGCAUUCGCGAUCCCUCACCCAACGGCUGGAAGCGGGCGUGGGAUGAGGGGCAGUCGUGUAUGCUGCCGCGGGCCGUCGCUAGUAUCUUUCCACCGCUUGGAUACGCCAUCUUCAUGGGGCGCUGGAAGAAGACAUCCUUCUGGUUCGUGACAACACUCGUCGCUGGAUUGCAGUACGAGUACACACGGAAGUGUAUUCUUUCUGGUAAUAGACUCUUUUACAGUUAUGAGGCCAAUCGUGAACUUAACCGGCAGGCGAACUGGGGAUCUCUCAGUCCUGUACUCGCACACCGCGUGGAUCCAGAUACGAAUCGAAACGCUAGCGUCGCACAGUUUCGAUACUUUCGUCUCACCAGUGGCACAAUGCAGGAUACAAUUUGGGAGAACGCCACACAUGAGAAUCAUCCAUUCUGUCGGGCAGGCAUGCGGCUACCAAAUCCAUACUUUAACUGGCAAAAGGCUCCACAAGCGUAUAAUGAUAAACCAUUUACCAGGAAGAAUGAUUUGUGGAGUAUGCCACAGGUACUGAAUGCUCAGAUGCGAUCAUCAACGAUGGACAGGGUUCCGGCCAAUACGAUUGGCUGA